GUUUUUAUUUUCAUACCGUAGCCGUUCGCACAGAAAAAAAAUAUAUUCUCACAUUUUUUUCUGACGAUAAAAUUUCGUUUUAUUUGUUGCGAGAGAAUUCAAAGACGUUUAAGGACAGAGACAAUAUAUUUGCUAGCGCGAUGAAAUAAGAAGAAAAAGAAGAUAGUGAAAAAAGAACAAACGCACUCGAAACAAUCAAGUGAGGGGUUAAUCAUGUUUCAUUUUUUUUUCUGAAACAGCAAUCGACUUGUAAAUUUUUCCUGCCUGUUUUGUACAUCAGAUUUUCAUUUAGCAAUUGAACGUUGAUCAGAGCGGAAAUAAAAGAAAAAUCAAGGAAUAAAAAAAAUCUUAUGAUGAAAAUAAAAUAAUAAAUAUGGAUAAAGAGUUUCGUGUAGUGAAAGCAAUUUGUAACAUUUUAGAUAAAUCCUAUCACUGAUUUGUGCAAUUUAUCGUUAAAUACUUUUUGUGAAUAUAAAGUUUGUGGAAUUACAAAAAUUCAAAAAUUAUAAUAAAGGAUUUAAAACAAAAAAAAAAUCGAAAAAUGUCUUCCCACGAUGAUAUAGAUGUGGAUAUUGAUGUAGUUUCAAGUCCAGAACAUAGCCCAAGAGCAAACACAACAGAUGAUGAAUCACUUCAAAAUUAUCAUCAAAUUCGAACAUCAAGGAAUUCUCCAAUAUCAUCAACAACCUCCGCUGCAACAAUUGCAGCCUCAUUGCUCACAACGACCGCCAAUUUAUCACCAUCUACGUUACAAAACUUACAAAAUCAUAGUGCUCAGUUAUUAAAUAAUCAAUAUCAUAAUCAUUUAAGCAAUAGUUUAAUUAAUAACAAUAAUAAUAUUAAUAGUAAUCAUAAUAAAGAAAACCAUAUUAGUGCUUCUGAAUGUGGACGAUUAAGUCCACCCAGAACACCAGAGACAAACAAUAAUAGUGUUAAUAAUAAAUUAUCGCCCUCAACUACUACACCGCAUUCUGGAUUUACUAGUUUUUCAAUAUCAAGCAUACUUAGCCGUCAAGAUUCACCAAAUGCAAAGAAAAUCGUGGCACCUAUACCAUCAUUUCCCAUGAACGGUACUCAAGAUGCUGCAAUGAUUUCCAGGCUAGGAUUUAUAUCGCAAUGGGGUGCGAUUGCAAAUCGAUAUGCAGCAGCACUUUAUCCAACUGGAUUCCCAUGGUCAUCCGCUACAGCACAAAGAAUGCCUUUUCAUAGUCCUUCAAAUGAGAAUUUAACAAAUCAUACAGAAAAUACUUCUCCAUCGCUAACACCACCUCCUUCAGCGUCGUCAAAAUCUCCACAACCACAUCCUGCGUUUAUGCAAAAAGAGAGUAUCGAGUCAGAUGAUGAGCAUGAAAUAAUUGAGGAAGAUGAUGAAGACAGUACCGAGGGUCGAACAAAUGAUAAUGCUUCACCGAAUUCUUUACAGAAUAAGCGUAAGAAAAAAACACGAACAGUAUUUUCACGAGCUCAAGUUUUUCAAUUGGAAUCAACGUUUGAUUUGAAAAGAUACCUCAGUUCUUCUGAAAGAGCCGGCUUAGCAGCAUCACUACGGCUGACAGAGACUCAAGUAAAAAUAUGGUUUCAAAAUAGAAGAAAUAAAUGGAAAAGGCAGCUAGCAGCAGAAUUGGAAGCAGCAAAUAUGGCAAAUAUGGCACAUGCAGCACAACGACUAGUACGUGUUCCAGUACUCUAUCAUGAAGGUCAAAACUUUGUUUCACCUCAGCCGCAUUAUAUUAAUUAUUCAAGGAGCAGCAGCCCACCGAGACCUCAAAUGCCGUCGCUUGUUUAGGAAAAACCGAAAUAAUUGUCAUCAACAAAUUAAUUUAUCCCACAAGCCGUACUUGAUCACUUUCGGACGAUAAAAAUGCUUUAAAAUGUAUUUUUAACACUCCUUAUGUAUGCACGAGCAAAUAAGCGAGACAACAGCAAUUUACAUUUUCUAUUACAAUUGCUCUAGAAUUAAGCAUUUUAAAAAUAUUAAAUUCGUGCUCUGCGUGUGUCAAUUCUCGGGACAACAAUAUAUUAAAGUGCAAAAACGUUAUUUAGUAAACGUUUGACUAAUUAAAUGGCUUCUAAUUAUCAUUUCUAUGAAAAUAUGUUUGAAGACUAUAGUGAAGAAAUAAAAUUUAAGGCUUAAAAAGGAAAAACAAAAUUAUCCGACAGAUGUGAAAACAUCUAUAUAAGUCAGAAUUGUAAAAAAAAUUCUAUUCAUAUCACAUCUGACCAUUUAAUGAAAUGAUGAAUUAAUUAAUUAUGCGCUCUUUUUAUACAUACAUAUUUCUCUUUCUGUCUUAUACAGUUCAAAUUACAAUUCUAUCAUCUUUAGUUAAUGAUAUGCGAUGAAUUUUUUUAAAAAAUAAGUUAUUUUAUUGUAAAUAUAUGUAGAAAAUAGAAACAAAUGUAAAAAAUAAACGUUAAGGUUCUUAGUACAAUGAAUGACGAAAAACAAGUUAGGCUUAAUUGCUUUUGUAAAUUUUAUAGAAAUUGUAGAAUUUUGUGGUUUCACAGUGUUUAAUUGAAAGUUUAUUUACAGAAUUUUG
Molecule: messenger RNA, 2537 nt
Organism: Chironomus riparius
Lineage: Eukaryota; Metazoa; Arthropoda; Insecta; Diptera; Chironomidae
Source: the annotation of a GenBank genome assembly